Messenger RNA from Cuscuta epithymum, 752 nucleotides. The record is from the annotation of a GenBank genome assembly. NCBI's taxonomy places the organism in Eukaryota, Viridiplantae, Streptophyta, Magnoliopsida, Solanales, Convolvulaceae.
CCCCAUUACUCCUUCUCACUCAUCUCUCCUCUCUCAACCCUCCCCCUCCCUUCUUCCACGCAUUUCCCUUCUCCCCCAUUCCUUCUACGCCAUUUCUCUCCCCCCUCACUUCUUCUGCGCCAUUUUCCCCCUCUCUCCCCCUCCCUUCCUCUAUGCCCGUGUUCAUGAAUAAUUCAUCCUCACAAAACCUACCUUCUCUUAUGUAUGUGUUCUUCAGUCCAUGUAUAAUUCAUCUUUCUUUUUAUUUAUUUCUCACAAAACCUACCUUCUCUAUUUUUCUCUUACUGCAAGUGGACCUUCGAGCAAGGGUCGGCCCUUUCAGUCACACCGACACCCUCUAGUAAUCCAUCCUCCUAAAUUUAACACAUUAGCAGGAGCCAACUUCUUUCCCUCUGGUUGUUUACCUCUAUGUAAUAACAGUGGGUAUAUAUACGGGGCAAGCAAUUUCUCUUCAUCCGAACGAUUCCUUGCAGUUUGGUUAGGAAGAGGCGGCCGAGCUAUGACAUUAUUAAGAAUUAUAUAUGUUGUUUAUCUCUAUAAUAUUAGUUCUUGUAAUAGUCACUUUGUAAAGUAAUGUUCUGUUGUUUUUAUAUUCAGUAUGUAAAUGUAUUUAGAAUGUAAAAUUGAAAGUGUCCUAGAAUGUACUUCCUAAAUGCUUCUGUUUAUUGAUGAAUAUGUAUUUCAUAAUUUUAUCUAAAAUGUCCAUAGAAAAAUAUUGUUUGUGUAUGAUUUAACAAGAUUUGUUCACAUAA